Pecten maximus is the source of this 1743-nucleotide messenger RNA. RefSeq lists its product as uncharacterized. The coding region runs from base 319 to 765 and encodes 148 amino acids. The transcript has 9 exons. The record is from RefSeq and is a predicted model, not a curated record. Lineage: Eukaryota; Metazoa; Mollusca; Bivalvia; Pectinida; Pectinidae.
ACAGCGCAGUCGGCCGGUAAUGAGCAUCGAGGACGUAUCCUCCGGGGUCCUUUGCUCGGGAGCAUAUAGACGACAUUUAGACACAACUAUAACCAGUUGGUGAAGUUCCCAGGACACUACAAGCCCAGCCUCAGUGACCACUGGAAUGACCUCUGCAUAGAUCAGGUGAAGGUAUCAAUCUACAAUGGUGGCCAAGAAAAGGCCUACAUCACGUUCAAUGCGGUUGGUGCCGAUAAGAACAGCUGUUUCACUGCUGAUAGGAUAAUUGACUCCUCUUACACGGACAUUAGAAAUGCUCCUAAAGAACUCUUCAGUCUUAUGGGAGAUGUGACAAGUGGACGUGAAUUCAGAAUGAACAGUCAUUCCACCGGCAAUUGUGACACGUACGGUUGGAUGAUGGUUGCAACCCAGAGUGGCUGCUCCUUUGAAGCAAGUGCUGGUAACAAGCCUGCUUUCCUGUACUCCCCAGGACAGACUGCCUUACACUGGGGACAAGCUACUUCCUCUGGAGACGCCUUUGCUUUCACCGCCCACGGUAACUGUGGUGCAUCUCUGCAGUCAACACAGCACACUGGCUUCACUCAGAUGAGCAGGGCCUGUAUCUACAAAGGGAAAAUCUACAGUCAAGGAGAUCACUGGACGGAUGGAUGUGAAUACAACUGUACUUGCGUCGACGAGACUACUGGACGAUACAACUGUGUCAAUUUGUGUGCAACUUUCACUAACUUACCACAAGGCUGUACUUUGGUGAAGAAGCCAGGAUAAUGUUGUGCCCUACCCGACUAUGGUAACUACACUCUUCCAGGCUCUGGUCAGGGUUCAGGUUUCUGUUACUACAAGGGACAGAUGCACGGACAGGGUGAACAAUGGAAUGACGGCUGUGACUACAAGUGUACCUGUCAAGAUGCUACAACAGGAACAUACAGGUGUACAGACAGGUGAGAGGAUAUCUUUGGACCAAUUAUUAUAUACAUGAGCAAGUCAUAGUACAUGUGAGAAUUUUGAAGAUAUGUAUGUAUAUACCUAGCAUAUCCAGAAAUCAAGUUGAGAAUAGUUGCUACUUUUAAAGUUGCUACAUCCCCAACAACUGCUCAUAAAAAUGGAUUAAUUGACACCCAUGGUAUAGAAAUGUAUCCAACACCAAGCACUCUCGAUUACUUAUAAUCAUGUUAUCUUUCAUUCUUGGUAAUAGAAUUUACGUUUGAAGCCCAUGUGAGACAAAACAUAGAGAAUGAGUAGCUAAAAUAUAAGAUUUCUUAAAGCUAUAUAUCUUUCACUUUAAAUUUCAAAUUAAAUUGGAAGCUCAAAUAUUUGGGAGGCGGUUAAGGCGGAAUGUAACAUUUGGUAUUGAAAUAUAUACAUUUAACAGUCUAUUCUUGUUUCUAAUUGAUCAUAAUCACUCGUCGGAAAUCUAGCAAAUUUGUUUGAUGAAUUAAACAAGAAACACCAUAUGUACUUUUGUCAUAUCAGUUUAUUUUUACAAAAUAUUUCUUACUCUGUCCUUUAUUACAUGCUAUAAAUGGAACCUGCCUGCCGGACUUUGUACCCUGGAUCCUGCUCCAGCUGGAAAGUGUUGUCCUGUCCCCAAUUGUAGCUCACAGGUGGUCUUAUAAUACCCUCCAGGUUACGUACAGGAAUGAGAUUCAGAACACACAUAGACGUUUUGUAAAUAGUGUGUAAUUUAAUUUUUAUGUGAAAGAACCUGUACACCAUGAUUUAUAAAUAAAUUAUGAACAAAACUAA